CUAGCGCGAGUCUGGCUCACACAUAACCAACCUCUAAACAACAAAAGAAAAAUAAUAUCAGAUUAGAUUCUCCUUGCAAGAAGCGGGAAAUCGUUUCUGCCAUAGAUUUGUCACAAUGACAAUAAAAUAAUGUUCAAAGAGUAUAAUAAGUAUAGGGGUUAUAAUGUUAUUUGUUAAAUGUUUAUUGAAUGUUUUACGAAUACAAUAAUUAAAACGUUUAAUAAACUUAUUGAGUAUUUUAGCUAUUGAGCAUUACCACUUUUAGGGGACACGGUUCGUAAAAUUGUUUUCACAAUGGAAAACCGAGGUCAUAAAAAGAGACAAAGAAGUGAAAAUUGGUUCAAGCAAGACAAGCUACUAUUGACGGAACUGGUCAAAGUAAGAGUUUCGGAUAUAGAAAAUAAAAACACUGAUACGAAUACUAAUACGAAAAAGCAUGCAGCCUGGGUAGACUUGCAAAACAGUUUCAACAACAUGUGCGCAGGCGGUAAACGCACCAUAUCACAAUUAAAAUCGCAAUGGGGCAUUAUAAAAAUGAACACGAAGAGAAUGAAAAUUGAGGAGAGGAAGCACGCUACUGCAAAUUGUGGCGAUCCAGUGCCACACGAGAGCCCUGACAAAGUAGAUGAUGUUAACACCUUGGUACCGUUCGAAUUUAUGCUAGAAACCAAUAAAUCUAACCACGAUGUCAAUCAUCAGGUGAAACCUAAAGAACUAGAGAGAUCGUCAUCUACAGAUUCAAUUAAAUUAGUAAUAAACGAGGAUGAAAUUAUAAUAGAGGACAUUCUACCUUCUAGACAAAGAGAAGAUACAACAGAAGAAGUUUUAAAUAAGAACAAUCAAAAAGACAAUGAGUAUAUGUCUCCAAGUGAUAAGAAAAAACAGAAAGCGUCUGGAAACAAGACACCUACUAUGUGCGUCGCAAGUAUAUCAACGCUCGAAACGAAAUGCAGAAAGGAGCUGCAUGACAUACAGAUGGAAAAUGAAAAACGAAAAUCCAGAAACUUAGACCUAGAAGAAGAGUUAUUGAGAAGAAAAAUAGAGUACUAUGAGAAAAAAAGUAGAUCACUUGUGGAAUAAACUGUUUAUUUAUUAUUAUUGCUAUGUUAAUGAUCUUAAUUAAAGUUUCUAUGAAUUAAUAAAGGGGCAUUGUUUGUUAAUUUUCUUCAACACUUUGAUUUCCAAAUCGUUCACAUGCACAAUAUCGCACAACUUUAUCAAGCUGGUGCGCAACACGACGCGCAACGUGUUGUUUUGUAGGGAACAGAGAGUAAAGUUCCCUAAGAUCGGAAAAGGAGGAUCCUCCGACCAGGCGAGGUGAUCGUGCCUGGCGGGCUUUC
Messenger RNA from Spodoptera littoralis (African cotton leafworm), 1340 nucleotides. The record is from the annotation of a GenBank genome assembly. Lineage: Eukaryota; Metazoa; Arthropoda; Insecta; Lepidoptera; Noctuidae.